Molecule: messenger RNA, 444 nt
Organism: Prunus armeniaca (apricot)
Lineage: Eukaryota; Viridiplantae; Streptophyta; Magnoliopsida; Rosales; Rosaceae
Source: the annotation of a GenBank genome assembly
AUGGUUGUAAUUUGCAGCCACUUAAGCUCGUUGCUCAACAUCUUGCUUUACCAUUCCUUCUUCGGACAUUCUCAUGAUCACUGCUUUGGCUUCCCUUCAGAGCAAACCAUAGAGCCAUCGUCGCUCAGCACAGUUCACUACAAACCCGAGCCUUCUGGGACCAGCGACGAGAGUCCUGAGGAGUGUGCUGUGUGUCUAUGCAAGAUUGAGGAAGGAGAUGAGGUUAGAGAACUGAGAUGUGCUCAUCUCUUUCAUAAACAAUGCUUGGACCGGUGGACCGGGUUUCAGCAUGCCACGUGUCCCCUUUGCCGCAGUUUUCUAGCUCCCCCGAGAAGCACCCUAGUGUCCCAUUCCCAGCAGUUUGUUCAAUCGGAAGUGCUGCUAUUCAAGUUCUGUUCUUUCAGUUCGGAUAGUGAUGAUGGAGAUGGAUGGUGGCUGCGAUGA